CAUCUUCAACCCUUCACCAUGCCCUCCUGGUGCUGUUACUAUAUAAGGCCCAAAGACUUGGCCCUUCUGAAACGAUGUGUGAAGCUCCAUCAAGAACUUCCGACAUCCAGACAAAAUGAGACUCGCAGCAGCUCUUGCGUUUCUCGACGCACUGAUCUCUCUCGUAGCAGCUGAUGCCGCAAUAGACGUAACCGUUCCUCGUACCCCUGUGCAGAACGACUAUCCACCAAAUGGGCCUCAACUACCAGUUAAUCCUCCAGCAAACAAAACUUAUGAAUACAUCAUCGUUGGCUCAGGGGCUGGUGGUUCUCCCCUUGCAGCCCGUCUGGCCCUCGCAGGUCAUAGUGUUUUACUUGUCGAUGCCGGAGGCGACUAUGGCGCGAUACGCGAGGUCGAGGUCCCAUCUCUAUACAUAGGGGCAUCUGAGAGAAACGAACUUAAUUGGGGUUAUUUCGUACGGCACUAUGCCAACGAGACCCAGACCAAGAGAGAUAGAAAGCUGACCUACCUCACCCCCGAUGACGAAUAUUACAGUGGCGUCAACCCUCCCGACGGUUCUAAGAUGCUCGGAAACUAUUAUCCUCGGGUAGGCGGAUUAGGAGGCUGUACACAACAUCUAGCUCUUCUAGCCGUUUUGCCGGCGAAUGACGACUGGGAAUAUAUAAAAAACUUAACUGGAGAUCAGAAUUGGGACGCUGAAAACAUGAGGGGAUAUUUUAAGAUGAUAGAAAACAACCAAUACCUUUCCACGCAGGAAGAUGUAACCAAAGCUCAUGGAUUUGGUGGCUGGUUAUCGACGACGAUAGAGCCUAUGGGGCUGUUUGCGCCGGAUAUAAAAAUGGAUUCUAUUUUCCUAUCCGCAGCAUCUUCGAUGGGUCUUCAGACGAGUGGUCUCCUGAAAAGUAUCCAGCAAGCUGUUGGUAGCGUUGCCACAAAAGUUUUAUCAUCGAAUUCUACUGUAUCAAUCACGACCAACCUUUCCAAUCUUUUGGGCUAUGACAUCAACAACAACUCCCCGGACCGUGAUACCACUGAUACGCUUAGUCGCAUCCCCCUAUCCAUCAGCUCGCCUGACUGGAAGCGAUCCUCGCCUCGGGAUUUAGUAUACCAGGUCGCUACGGCGAAGAACGCGGACGGAUCUAGGAAGUACCGCCUAGACGUCGCGCUGCAUACGCUCGCCACUAAAGUAGUUUUCGACACUAACGGCACCACCCCGAAAGCUACCGGGAUCGAGUACCUGUACGGUGAGUCGCUUUACCGCGCGGACCCGCGAUCCAACGACACCGACUCAGGCACACCGGGCUCCGUGACGGCAUCGCGCGAAGUCAUCGUAUCAGGCGGAACCUUCAACACCCCGCAACUCCUGAAACUCUCCGGCGUCGGGCCCGCGUCCGAGCUCAAAGCCCAUAACAUCACGGUGGUGAAAGACGUGCCCGGCGUCGGCGGCAACCUGCAGGACAGGUACGAGGUCGGUGUAUCGGCCGAGGCGCCGCAGAACUUUACGCUCUUCGGCAACUGCACGUUCAUCACGACGGCAGACGACCCGUGCUACACCGCGUGGGCGCAGAACACCAGCAUCGCCGUCGCCCCCGUCGACGGCAACGGCAGCGACCCCGCGGUCCUCGCCCACGGGCCCUACGCCACGAACGGGCUGGCGAUGGGCCUAUGGACGCGUUCCACGGUCGCGGGCCCCGCGCACGACCUCUGGGCCGGCGGCGUGCCGGGCCUGUUCCAGGGCUAUUUCCCGGGCAUGUCGGAGACCGUGAUCACGCCCUCCUCCAAGAACUAUUUCACCUGGCUCGUGCUCAAGGCGCACUCGCGCAACAACGGGGGCACCGUGAACCUGACGAGCUCGGACCCGCGAGACAUGCCGAACAUCACGUUCCACAGCUUCGGCGAGGGGAAUGCGGAGUUGGAGCAGCUGGCGGAGCUGGACUUGCAGGCCGCGGUCGAGGGCAUGAAGUGGGCUAUCGGCGUUUUUGACGGGGUGCAGGCUUUUGGCGAUGGGGAGGGCACGGGAGAGGUCGAGCGCGUCUGGCCCCCGGCGAACGUGAGCUCGGAUGCGGAUAUUGAGCAGUGGGUUAGGGAUGAGGCGUGGGGGCACCAUGCUUCGUGUUCUUGUCCCAUCGGAGCUGAUAAUGACCCCAUGGCCGUCCUGGACGGGCAGUUGAGGGUUCGUGGGGUGGAUGGGUUGAGGGUCGUCGAUGCGUCGGCUUUUCCUAAGAUUCCUGGAACGUUUCCGGCGGUUGCUAUUUAUCAGCUCGCCUAUAAGGCGGCAGAAGAUAUCCUUGCGGAUGCGAAAUGAAUCUGUGAUUCUGUAUAGAUGGGCGGGUUUAUGGCGUAUAUACUAGAUAGAAUGGCUAGACGCCAUGGUACAUAGAUUUUUCUUUGUUUUUCCCUUCAACUUCAACUUCACUUCUUUUCAGUGUACCUUUUAGAUAUCUUAGCUCGCAUGAGCGCUUUUCUAUGUCGGGUCAUAUGCAUAUUCGAAGCUUGGGGUUUACUUAACGUAGCGCAUUAUAUAACUGAUUUCCUGUCUAUAGAUCAAUUGCAGGUCAACUGCUCAACUAUAGUUCUAUUGAAGAGGUCCAAUUAA
Molecule: messenger RNA, 2596 nt
Organism: Annulohypoxylon truncatum
Lineage: Eukaryota; Fungi; Ascomycota; Sordariomycetes; Xylariales; Hypoxylaceae
Product: choline dehydrogenase
Exons: 6
Coding region: 116-2305 (729 amino acids)
Molecular function (GO): flavin adenine dinucleotide binding; oxidoreductase activity, acting on CH-OH group of donors
Source: RefSeq, a predicted model, not a curated record